Anguilla anguilla (European eel) is the source of this 4360-nucleotide messenger RNA. RefSeq names its product serine/threonine-protein kinase DCLK2-like. Gene Ontology annotation, biological process: protein phosphorylation; intracellular signal transduction. The transcript is spliced from 17 exons. Lineage: Eukaryota; Metazoa; Chordata; Actinopteri; Anguilliformes; Anguillidae. The record is from RefSeq and is a predicted model, not a curated record. Gene Ontology annotation, molecular function: ATP binding; protein kinase activity. Gene Ontology annotation, cellular component: microtubule cytoskeleton. The coding region runs from base 716 to 3139 and encodes 807 amino acids.
CUCGAAUACUGUACACCUGCUGUAUUGCUGAGCAGGGAGGUCGCUAGAGGAUCCGCGAAAGGGGAGGAUUCACGAUUUAUGCGGUCCUCUCAACCCCAUCUGAAUAUACCAGCAAUGGUAUUAUCCUAUUUGAAAUUAUUUAUUUAUAAAGCGGCCUAUUAUAACUAAACAAAGAUAAAGAACUUCUUGUUUAUAAUGCUUCGUAUAAGGAAAGCAUCUACCCAAAAACAUCAAUCUGGACAACGUUCUCAACAAACGUAGGAUGAUCCGCGAACGAAUGGCUGCUAACAUAGCUAAUUUCAAUGAAGACUGCUGCAUUUUUUCGGAAAAAAAAUUAUUACUACCGACAAUCAUUGUCGUUUGACUACUUGCAAAGGACUCAAUGUGGAUUUGCACUAGGUUAUGAAAAUGAGGUUGUAAACCGCCGUCGCAGGUUCUGAAGCUUUUGGAGGAUUGUGAAAGAGGACUGUUGUAUUGUGUAAAAAGCAAAUCAGUGUCGAUGAAUAGCACCACAAGGAAUGAUAUGAAAUUUAAGACACCCUGGGGAUACGGCUUCUGCUAAGACUAUUUCCAGAAAUCUCAAUCAAAACUGAUUGACGACAUCCUAUUGUUUUUUUCCGAAUCAUCAAAGAACGCUUCUGACGACAGGGGUUACCCCAGCUCGUUGAAGAUACAGUCAGAUCACCGCAACACGUUUACUCACGAAUAUACAGCAAUGUCUCUCCACAGAAGCAUCGAACUGGAGCACUUCGAGGAACGGGACAAGGCGCAUCGCUCUACUCGAGCCGCGGGCUCGAGCUCGCAGUCUGGGUCCAGGGCAAAUAGUCUGGUUCCCAGCCCAGCUCAUAGCGCCAAUUGUAGUUUAUAUCGCACCCGCACAUUGCAGGCGCUAAGUUCCGAGAAGAAAGCCAAGAAAGUUAGAUUUUACCGAAAUGGAGACAAAUAUUUCAAGGGUUUGGUGUAUGCGGUUUCCAACGACCGCUUCCGGUCCUUCGACGCUCUGCUGAUGGAACUGACCAGGUCACUGUCGGACAACAUGAACCUGCCCCAAGGAGUGCGAAGCAUAUAUUCUUUGGAUGGAACAAGGAAGAUUUUAAGCCUGGAAGAGUUAGUAGAAGGGGAGAGCUACGUCUGCGCCUCGAACGAGCCCUUCCGCAAGGUGGACUACACCAAGAACGUGAACCCCAACUGGGGCGUGAACGUGCGGGUGGCGGCGGCGGCGGCGGCGGCUGCGGCGACGGCGGCGGCCUCGGGGGCCUCGGGGGGCAUGGCCAUGCGCUCGCACUCCGCCCUGUCCCAGAGGAGCGAGUCGCGGGAGAGCAAGGACUUCAUCAAGCCCAAGCUGGUGACGGUGAUCCGCAGCGGCGUGAAGCCGCGCAAGGCCGUGCGCAUCCUGCUCAACAAGAAGACCGCCCACUCCUUCGAGCAGGUGCUCACCGACAUCACCGACGCCAUCAAGCUGGACUCCGGCGCGGUGAAACGCCUCUACACGCUGGACGGGAAGCAGAUCACCUGCCUGCAGGACUUCUUCGGAGACGAUGACGUGUUUGUGGCGUGCGGCCCGGAGAAGUACCGCUACGCCCAGGACGACUUCGUGCUGGACCACAGCCGCAAGGCGUCCGCGACCUUCGUCAACGAGUGCCGGGUGAUGAAGUCCUCCAGCCCUCGCCCCGCCCCAGCAGCGCGGCCCUCGGGAUCCAGAAGCCCCGGGUCCUCACGCCGCAUCAAAUCCCCAGGAACAGCGAGAAGAGCCGGACAGUAUUCUUCUGGCUACUCCCCAGUCAGAUCCCCAGCCAAUGGGACUCCUGGAAGCCAGAUCUCUACGCCCAAGUCCACAAAGUCCUCCGGCUCCUCUCCCACGAGCCCGGGGAGCAUGCGCAGCCUCAAGAUUUCGGCUCUUCACGGGUCUGCCUCCAACGUGAAUGGGGCCGUGGACCAGAUGGCUGACCUGGGUCUUGAGACAGUUAACGGGAACAGGUGCCUGCUAGCCUCGGCCAUCCUGGACAAAUACAAGGUGGGCAAGGUCAUUGGAGACGGGAACUUUGCUGUUGUAAAGGAAUGCGUUGAGAGGUCCACGGGAAAGGAGUUUGCUCUGAAGAUCAUAGACAAGGCCAAGUGCAGCGGGAAGGAGCACCUGAUCGCAAACGAGGUGGCCGUCCUGCGCAGGGUCAAACACCCAAACAUCAUCAUGCUGAUCGAGGAGGUGGACACGCCCACUGAGCUCUAUCUGGUCAUGGAGCUGGUCAAGGGUGGGGACCUGUUUGAUGCCAUCACCUCCUCGACCAAGUACACCGAGCGGGACGCCAGUGCCAUGGUGUUUAACUUGGCCGGUGCCCUCAAAUACCUGCACCAAAUGAGCAUCGUCCAUCGGGAUAUUAAACCCGAGAACCUGCUGGUGUGUGAGUACCCUGACGGCACCAAGUCCCUGAAGCUGGGGGACUUUGGACUGGCCACCGUGGUGGAGGGCCCGCUGUACACUGUGUGCGGGACGCCCACCUACGUGGCCCCCGAGAUCAUCGCCGAAACAGGAUACGGGCUGAAAGUGGACAUCUGGGCCGCUGGGGUCAUCACCUACAUCCUGCUCUGCGGCUUUCCUCCGUUCCGCAGUGAGAAGAACGUUCAGGAGGAUCUGUUCGACCAGAUCCUGGUGGGACGGCUGGACUUUCCCGCCCCCUACUGGGACAACAUCACAGACUCCGCCAAAGAGCUGAUUGGCCGGAUGCUGCAGGUGAACGUGGAGGCUCGCUACACAGCAGAGGAUGUCCUCUCUCACCCCUGGGUCACUGAUGAUGCUGAGAUGGAGAAUAUUCUGAAGGUUGAGAUGACAGGUAAACUGAAGCAGCACUUUAACUCCACACCAAAGCAGAAUAACGCCUCGGCAGGAGUGUGCGUCCUCAUGAACACAGCUCUAGAUAAGGAGAACCACGCCCUGCUGGCCAGACGCUGCCGGGAAGCCCGCGCCGAGAGGGGCAGCAGGAUGGCCCAGUCACCGCCCCCGAAGGACCCCGAGCCUCCUGGCCCCGCCCCUGUCCCCGUCCCCGCCCUCGCCGAUGGCCGUCCCGCCUCUCCCCCAUCGACCGCCCCUUCCGUCGCCCCGGGCAACGCGCCGUGUGAGGAGGGAGGGGCCAGCCAGCCCUGAGAUUUGGGGAGGGUGGGGUUGGGGGCAGCGUGGCGUCCGGUCCCCAGGCCUGCUAACUGCAUGUAGGGGCGGAGCUCUGCCCCUCUGGCUCUGCCACGCCCGUCACCAGCAGCCUUGGCAUGGCCCUUUUAUGCCGUCCCCUGUCUUCAUUCAUCCCAGCAGUAGGGGGCAGUGUUCUUAUUCAAGUUGAGUUUACUGUUCAGAUGUGUAUGCAGUAUAUACUCCUGAGCUCCAGAGAGGACUGAGUAAGACUUGAGAGUUGUAUCAUUUUUGGUGAUUGUUCUUUUUUUUCAUUUAUAUAUAAUUCUGUGUAUCCCCUCCUAGACAUUGUGGUUGCUCGGAACAAACACAAAUACACACACACACACACACACACACAGAACAUGAAUAAAUGUGUACACGUAUUUAUACUGCGCGACUAAAGGUACAAUUCUGUAGGUGCAAAUAGUUGAGAGAUUAUUUUUUACCAGGGGGCACGCUCGCAAUGAAAACCCCUGAAGGUCCUGGUCAACAAUUUUAUUUGACCAGCGCAAAGAUGAUAUAAUGCAGUUUGCCUUCAGUUGGUAUGGGAAGAUGAGUGUGAUCCAUUCUGAGGACAUUUGUCACUUUUUGACAGCAACAUUACCUCAGCCUUUUCAAGACCACUGGAAAUGUGUGAACACCUCAUUGAGAGUAGGUUACACAGAAGGACUUCAAUUCCGAAAAUAAUCAGUGUAUUUGUGCAAGAAGCAUUUUGUUUUUUGUGACUGUAUUUUUAUUUCUUUUUUUUCCAUUGACAAUGCUGAGAAAACAGGCUUCUUGGUUUCAACAGUGGCUCAAUGCACAGCCAUCUUGAAUGGACAACAGCUUAAUACUGCAUUUGCCUUUUAAAGUUAGACUGAACCACAGAUAAAAGACAAGCCAAGCUUCCCAAGCUCACUGCUACUGUGUUUUUGUUCAUACUGUAGGCAAGGUAGUCAGACUCAUAAUCACCCGUCAGUGUAAUUUCAUCCUAGUGGUCAACAGGUUAACAGAGGGGUGCAAAGAGUUGGCCAAAUUCAGUGUUUGCAAAGUUGACAUUUUUGGAAAGCAUCGCGGUUCCUGCAGUGACAUAAUCAUAUCGAGUUUAUAUGUGUUUGGGACAAAAUGUACUGUGUCUCCCGUUGGUUUAAAUGUACUGUUUAUUUUGUAUAGUAACAAUAAAUUGGAACUGAAAUCAAUGCAAUAAAACCCUGUCCCUGA